This is a messenger RNA of Dioscorea cayenensis subsp. rotundata (Guinea yam), 1719 nucleotides long. RefSeq lists its product as uncharacterized. Lineage: Eukaryota; Viridiplantae; Streptophyta; Magnoliopsida; Dioscoreales; Dioscoreaceae. The record is from RefSeq and is a predicted model, not a curated record. The transcript has 6 exons. The coding region runs from base 1 to 1719 and encodes 572 amino acids.
AUGGUGGACACUAUCCCCGUCACGGUGGAACCAGCUACAAGUGUGUCUCCCGUUGAUGUUAUUGCCAUGGGCGCAGCUGAGAAGAUCAUUGACUCUGUUGUCAACGAAAUCAUGGCGACGGUGGAACCAGCGGCCGACAGUGCCGUAUCGAAGACAGAUACAAUCCCACAACAACAAGAAGCAUGUAAGGAUAUGUCUCCGGCUGAUGCUGUCAUCGUGCCCGCAUCGAAAGAUGAUGCUGCUGAAGUAAGCAAAGGAGAAGGCGAAGACAGAGAAGAAAAGAUGAGGACAAAGAGGAUGGCCCGCCGUGCUCCACCGACCCCACAAGAAAUUGCUGCCCGAAUUGCGGAAGUAAGGAUGAGAGGGACUGAUUCUGGAGGAAGCCCACCAAGGAGAGAAGAAUCAGAAGAUUUGGGGAAAGCGAUUGUCCCUUAUGUUUCUUCUCAGGAUGCUGAAGUAAGAGAAGCGGGAACAUCGUCUCAAGAUUUGCCUUCAGGUGUCAAAGACAGAGAUGAUCUCUUGAGAUGGGUUCGUGAGUCUUUUCCAGGUGCUUAUGUUCAGAGAGCAGAGGAAGAUGAACAGGAGGACUCCACUACUGUUCUAGUAGGAGAAGGUUCAGAAGAGCAACAGGCUAGGGAUGAAGAUGCUGCAGAAAAAGAACCAGACCGAGCACAAGCAGAAGAAAUUGUUGGAGAAAGAAGUACAGAUGCUCCCACUAGUGCUAAAGAAGAGGUUGCUACUAUUCUAAGUGAAGUUCUGGAAAGUUCACAUAGUUCUGAUGAGAUCCCACUCAAAGACCGUGUUGCCCAGAUUGCUAAAGGGAAGAAAAAAAAGGAGAAGGUUAGCAAGUCCAAAAGAAAGUCUUUCUCUGAUCCCGAAGUAGAAGCUUCCCCUAGGCACAAGAGAAAGUGUACUGAAGUAGCAAAACAGGGGGAGAAACCAUCAGCAAGCUCUAAGAAAGAAAAGAAGAAGAAAGCAACCCAACAGGCAAAAGAUAGUGAUGAAGACAGAUUUCAUGGCAAAGCAUCCAAGAAGAAGUUUGAAUCUGUUGAAGGGAGAGGAGUUGUGGUUGAAAGGAUGAUUGAUGAAGGAGCUUUUGAGAAGUAUGGAUUAACUGAGCUGCUGCAACAAAGAAGUUUAUACAAGUCUGCAACAUUUCCAGAAAGCUAUAGUUUACCUCUAGUGCAUGAAUUUUACAAUAAUUUGCUGCCCUCUGACAAAGGGAUCACUAGAGUCUAUGUUCGAGGUAAGUGGAUCCCUUUUACUCCCACUUGUCUGAAUAAAUUCUUGGAGUUUAAACCAGAGGUGAAGGGAAACUAUGAAGAAGGGCUUGAGUUGAAUGAAGAAGUUCUGAAAGAGAUCACUGGAGGAAGGACAGAGUCAUGGGGAGAAGAGACAAGACUCCCAGCAUCCACCCUUACGCCCAAGUACAAUGUUUUGUUUAGACUUGGUAUUCGAGAUUGGUUACCGACCCGCACAAUUCCGAGCAUAGUGAAGGAGCUUGCUCUAUUGUUGUUUGCUAUUGGGAACUGGGAAGAAAUUUGUUCAACAUGUAGUACAACUCAGGAAUGGAGAAGUAGUCACAACAGUAAAGAAGUUGAAAAUUUCUCAGAAGCUAUUCAGCCCAGUUACAACACUGACUGGGACACAGACUACACUGACACUGAUACAACUUCAACUGGAGAACAGAGACCAGGACUGGUACAAGAUAUCAUCUAG